Molecule: messenger RNA, 2473 nt
Organism: Athene cunicularia (burrowing owl)
Lineage: Eukaryota; Metazoa; Chordata; Aves; Strigiformes; Strigidae
Gene: MPC1
Product: mitochondrial pyruvate carrier 1
Exons: 4
Coding region: 1912-2184 (90 amino acids)
Biological process (GO): pyruvate import into mitochondria
Cellular component (GO): mitochondrial inner membrane
Source: RefSeq, a predicted model, not a curated record
AGUAAUAUAACUAGAAUUGGCUCAUCUUCAGUUCUCCUAGUUAGUAAAUCUUUAAACACAAGGACAUAAGAACUUUAAAAAAAGAAUAGUCUGUGCUAGAAACUGAAGGACAUGGUGCCUGCUGUCAUUGUCUUCUAUGCUCUGAGAACUGUACAGCUUAACUUUUGCAGAAAGGUAGUACCCUUUCCACUUAAUGGAUGACAGUAAAGGGGAAACGAGUGUUGGCUGUUCAUCUAUAUUUGCAGAAUGGUUUCUGGCCUAUUAAUAUCCUCAGUGCCAGUAUGAGAAAAAUACAUGUGAAAACUUUGGAAAAACAAAUCUCCCCCAGUAUGGCCUCUUUGGAAUUAAUUAUAGUAACAAUAUAAGGUAUUGAUCAUCUGUUGGUUCUUCUUGUGAUGUCUAGACAGAGAGAAACUGAGUAAAUCUAACAACUGUUGUCCACAGUUCUGGAAACAUGAGUACAAAGUGUUCCCUUUGUCAAGGGAUUGAAUGUGGUUCUUGGAAACUACUAAUCUGGCAUGGAGUCACUUCAGGAAUAGAUGCGUGCACUUGCUGCAGUAUCCCUGCUGUUGGAUGUGGUGCUUUUAUUGCAGCUGUAUUGGCUGCAGAGCUUUGGGGCUGAAUGUCUGCUUCUGGAAGAGUCUAUCUGACCUUGAUGUGUCCUCUUCUAGGAGUAUAAUAACUGUUCCAGUCUCAUGUGAAUGUGAGGACAACCUUGCAAGGCCUUAGCUGGAGCUGCCUACACUGUUAAAAUAGCAUCGGUUUGAUUCUAUUUUGGGCUUCCACUUGCCUGAAAACAACUUCCACUCGAAAAAUGAAGGCUGACUUCUGUUGGCAUAAAAACAUUUGAACUCAUUUAGUUAAGGUUUUAUGAAAAAAUUGAAGUGUGCAUUUUUCUUGUGAACUUCAAUUAACUAUUGCUGUUCAGUUAGUAAGAAAACAAAAACCAGUGGUUACAUUAGUCAAGGACACACUGACAAAGCAUCUUGAACCAGCCCGUGGCUUGUAAUAAAGGCUUUCUAAAAUGCACAUCCAGUGUGACUUCCUAAGUAUACCUGACUAUUCCCUUACUGUAGUUGUUUGUAUAACAGAUCUAAGAUCAGUGUGAGGGAAGUGACUGCUACAAAGUGUUCAACUGCUGCUCCCAACUGCAGGUGAGUGGCAAUCCAUCAGCAGUAGGCUUUCUGUUAGUAGCUGGUUUCUUGGAAGUCAUAAUUCAGAACCAAGUCCUAUUAGUAUCUUUGUUAGAAAGAUGAUGUUUAAAAAUUCUGAAGCGGUUUAAAAGGUAUGGUAGCAAACAGUCUUAAAUAUAUGCUGUAGUCUAGUUUUCAUACAUAGAUGAUUAAAUUAUUACAUAAAUUGGUAUCUAGAUGAUCAUUUAAAUGAAACCCAUGCAAUUACACUGCAGUCAUGUGAGUUAGAUAACUGAAAAUGUGUUAUAGCUCAUGUUUGGUACAGCCACAGUUAGCCUGAGCUUAGUGGCAGUAAGAUCUCUGGCAAUGUUUGGCUUGACCUACUUAAGUAGAUAUACAGAGAAUUCCAAGCAACUUCUACAAAGCUUCCACAGAGGAAUUGUAGCUUUAGCUUUGUGUGACAAACUUCAAUGGCUUUUGACUUCCCUUUAAACUAGUUGGAUGGGAUCUUGGAGGCUUUGAAGUCUACAGGGGAUGAAGGUCUUCCACAGACCAUAAUAGGUCUUUAUAGGAAAAUGAUACUUGAGCAGCAGACACUUGUUACAGUGACAGCUCUUCAGGGAAAUGAGAUUUUAAUGCUGUUAUGUUAAUCGAGGUUAAUGCCACAGCAGUUUCCUGACUUAUCUUCUGUUUGUAGUACACUUCUCUCAAUGUUGAUUAUGAAAGAAACUAACACUUUUUUUCUUCUUUUUUGUAUGUGCUUUUUGAAUGGAAAACAAUGAUGGCUCACUUGAACAGUACGCACUUUUGGGGGCCAGUUGCCAACUGGGGACUUCCUGUUGCUGCUAUUAAUGACAUGAAGAAAUCUCCAGAAAUAAUCAGUGGCCGAAUGACAUUUGCACUGUGUUGUUACUCCUUGACUUUCAUGAGAUUUGCCUACAAAGUGCAGCCAAGGAACUGGCUUCUUUUUGCAUGCCACUUGACUAAUGAAGUUGCACAACUUAUUCAAGGAGGACGACUGAUCAAAUACAGGCUGGAGAAAAAGAACUAAAUGUCUAACUUGAAAUAAGCCAGGGAAUGUGUUCAUCCUGAAUUAGAACCAAGGAAGACUUGCCAUCUACAGUUGCCGUGACAGUUACAAUGGGGAUAAAACAGAAACACCCAUUAUGAAUGACCCCACCAAGAAUCCUCCUACUAAUUUUUUUACAUUGCCUUUUAAAAAGUACUAUUCAGCAAUUUAAACCAUCACAUUUAAAGUCUUGCUGCCUUACAGGUCCCUAAUAACUACCCUUUUAUUAAAGAGUUAGUCAUCUGAAUAACAAGCAAUAUUUGAAACCCAA